This is a messenger RNA of Scophthalmus maximus (turbot), 3384 nucleotides long. RefSeq names its product insulin induced gene 1 (gene insig1). Gene Ontology annotation, cellular component: endoplasmic reticulum; SREBP-SCAP-Insig complex. The transcript is spliced from 7 exons. The coding region runs from base 553 to 1311 and encodes 252 amino acids. Gene Ontology annotation, biological process: SREBP signaling pathway; cholesterol biosynthetic process; SREBP-SCAP complex retention in endoplasmic reticulum. The record is from RefSeq and is a predicted model, not a curated record. Lineage: Eukaryota; Metazoa; Chordata; Actinopteri; Pleuronectiformes; Scophthalmidae.
UAUAUAUAGGGGCCUGUGUGGCAGACUGGGGUUAGUUUGUGGAAGAGUUGCUUGCUGGAAUGGUUUGAGAGGAAGACCUACUGGACAUUUAUUUGACCUGAGACCAUUUUGAGUAUUAAUCCAAGAAGAUCUGAGCUCAGCUUCUGAUUUUAAGCUGCUCUCCAGCCUCGGGGUUUGUGCGUCUGUCCCGGACGAGGGGGCGGUGGGGUGGCGCCACGUCAUAUCAGCCGCCGCGCUCCGAUUGGCUGCCGAGUCUCACCCGACUCAGCUGUGACUGUUUUCUGCAGAGGAAGCGCUCGUCCCUAGCGUGAGGUCCAUGCGGUGGAAUGGGGCAGCGCAGUGUUUAUUUGUGUGUGUGCUAACGAUGAUGUGAGCAAACAACGUGAUUGGCAGUCCUUGUUAAGAGCAGGGCAACACGGCAGGACGCCCCUGUUUGAAUCGUCUGCGAGGCGUGAGUGAACAGGAGAGGGGCUUUCUGAUCGGACCAGGCACCGAAGACGUCUGGAGAUCAAGGUGGCGGUUUCCCUUGUCCCUUUAGCCCCAAAGUGCCAAAUGCCCAGACUAGAGGACCACUGCUGGAGCUGCUCCUGUGCAUCAAGCGUGGAAACGAAGCACUCGUCAUCUGGAGCGAACUGGUUGGCGUCCAGAGCCGAAGAAAUGAUGUCCAUCAUCACCUCGGUGCUCAGCCAGGCCUAUGGCUCGCUGCACGACGUCCGGGCGGCCAACCUGAUCCGCCGGGGUCUCGUCCUCUUCACGGUGGGAGUGAUCCUCGCCCUGGUGCUCAACUUGCUGCAGAUACAAAGACAUGUCACCCUGUUCCCCGAGGAGGUGAUGACCACUUUGUUUUCGUCUGCCUGGUGGAUCCCACCUUGCUGUGGCACAGGGGCCGCUGUGGUCGGCCUGCUCUACCCCUGCCUCGACAGCCAUCUGGGAGAGCCACACAAGUUCAAGAGGGAGUGGGCCAGUGUCAUGAGGUGCAUCGCAGUGUUCGUCGGUAUCAACCACGCCAGUGUUAAACUAGACUUUGACAACAACGUGCAGCUCUCCCUGACGCUGGCAGCCUUGUCCUUGGGCCUGUGGUGGACAUUCGACCGGUCCAGGAGCGGCUUUGGUCUGGGCAUCACCACUGCCUUCCUAGCUACUGUGAUCACACAGCUGCUUGUCUACAAUGGUGUCUACCAAUACACAUCUCCAGAUUUCUUGUACGUACGCUCCUGGCUCCCAUGUAUAUUCUUCUCGGGCGGUGUUACCGUGGGAAACAUAGGACGCCAACUUGCCAUGGGUGGUGUCGAGAAACCCCACAUGGACUGAGCAGUGGAAAGAAAGAAAAAAAAUUGGACGCCCGACGUAAAAGCGGACUAGUUAUGUGAAGAACAAGGAGAAAUAACAGGAGAGAAGACUCAUUGUUCUGAAUUCAACAAAGUACAGGUCAGAAAAGCCCCUCAUCCAUCGUGCCAUGUCCUCUGCACCUCCUCGUGGCCAAACAGCCUCCCCCCACCUCUGUUGUACUCAAUCAGCAUUAAGGAUUCCUUGCCUUUUGUUUGCUUUUUUUAAAAAAAAUUUUAAGUGAACUGUUGACUGGUUUUAAUUUCACGCUGGAAGUGUGUGUCCUCCCGCUAUUUAAUGGAAUGGACCCGUGUGCUUGUGUGCUCUAGCAAGGAUGUGUCGUGGGCUUGGUCUUUUUUUUUUUCCUGGACUUAAUGUGAUCAGAAAAAGGGAAAUGUAUGAAUGGGCAAAACAAACCCGUCUUCACCCUCAUAUAGCAAUGUAUUCAGCGGCUGCAGUGGCGCCACUGUGGCACAGGGGAGAUGUAUGUUCCCAAUCAAACCAAAAUUAAGUAUUUAUUUUUGUGGCUUUUGAAUGACCCCAAACCAAAAUGUACUGUAUGCCUGAUAAUGAAUGAUGAUUCCCAUUUUGAAAGAGGUAGUUUUCGAACCCUUGGAGUGAAUAGUUUGAUGUUUGGGGAAAUGCGCUUCUUGCUCACUUUCUUACUGAGAGCUAGCGGACUUCUCAUCCGAGGGGAACCUUUUUUCUUUCCAGCGAACACAUUAGAGGAUGGUAGUUGGAAUUAAGAGUGAGAUGAUACACGUAUGGAAGUGCCAAUUAGUUUACUACCAAUCUGUACUGGCUAAUAUUCACAUGAGUAUGAGGACUUAAUGAGAAGAUACUUGGAGCAGAAAUGCAAACUAUUUAGGCCCCAACAGUAUCAUAUUCACGUCCGCCGUUUAGUGCAAGAUCACAUUCGUAUUAUUUUAGAAAAAAACUUCUCUGAAAAUUUCAGUAUGAUGUUUUGUCUUGCUUCAGAGAAGUUUCCGGCGGACAGUGGAUUGUAUUCUCUUCAUUAGAAAUCAGGAGCAGGUAUGACGACAAAGUAUUUGUAUGGACUGAAAACAAUGCCAACUAAGAAAUUGAGGAAAGCCUCUAAGCUGGACUGUGUUCUGAAAGAAUGUACUCGGAUUAUAUUACAGGCACUUUUUGCCAGCAUCCGUGGUCAAGCCUGGUAAAACCGGUUUCAAAUCCUUCCCGAUGCAAUUGUACCUUUUUGACCACACGUUAAAUGUCUUGUAGGAUGGAGCUUUUGAUUCCCAUUGAGACAGACUCUUUACUCUUUUCCAACUUGAAUUUUCAUCUUCAAAGUCGUUAGGGAACAUACACCAGCUGAAGGAGAGGGGAGGACAUUAUUACUUAGGAUUUGCAAUCUGUGAUUGCCUGUGUAUUAUAGAAUGUAGUGCUUUUGUCACUAUAACGUCAGUUUUAUCAUUGGUACAAACAUAACGACAUUACUGCUUGUACGUAUAACGGCUUGCCUAUGUAAUCAGACAGGUAAAUUACCAUACUAGAUCUACAGUAUGUUAGUGCAGGGGGUCUACAGGAUUAAGUGCAAUCAGAGUAUAUACACAAGCCGAUUAUUCUUCCUUAUUUAUUAUUAUUUCUGACAAAGGCUUAAAAAAAAGUAUAACUUCUAAGUAUAUGCAGUGGGGAUACUUAAAAAAAGCAAUAACAUUUUUGUUUAUUGUGAACAAGAUUUUUUUUGUCAGAGAUUACAUGCCUUUUAGAGUCAAUACCAAUGAUUCUCAUCAGAGAGACAUUAAAGAAAGUAUAUACUGUGUCAAACUGUUAAAAAAAACAAAAAAAAAAUCUUAUUUAGUAGCAUUACUGAAGGAAACCUGAUUUAUUUUUGUAAGACUUUUAACGGCAGAUCACUUCAGGUUCAUCUGCUCAUAUUCAGGUGUACUAAACUGAAGAGGAAGCUUUAUUUUUUCGAGGUGGUGAAGCACCUUUUGUUUUAAUGUUUUAGACUUUCUGUGUGUGUCUUGAUAUUUCAGCUGUGUAUCAUUUUUGCUACCUUGGAUUCAAGUGUAAAAUAAAAAUGCCUGAUAAGGA